Messenger RNA from Arabis nemorensis, 348 nucleotides. The record is from the annotation of a GenBank genome assembly. Lineage: Eukaryota; Viridiplantae; Streptophyta; Magnoliopsida; Brassicales; Brassicaceae.
AUGGACCCUGAACUCGCGGACGAGGCAAGCAGUGCCCAUGAACCCCCUCCGGGAAACCCUCCGGCACCAGAGCCUGUGAACCCUGAUCCCGUUGAACCGGUAGCGAACGACCCUACCCGUGAUCUCAUCUACCAUAUGCUGAACAGAAUGGACCAGCAACAGGCUGCGAGGGACCCGCAAGCCGCAGUUGUCGCUCAACCAGACUUCCUCCAGCUUGUGAUGAUGGUAAAGAAAAUGGGGAGGAGGCCGUACCUUGGUGGGUCCGACCCCUUUGCGGCAGAUGCCUGGCUACAUAACCUCGAGAGGAAUUUUGCUGCAACGCGUUGCCCAGCAGACUACAAGACAUAG